UGCAUUGCAACAGCUUUAAAGAAGUCCCCGUCUGUGAGAUGCCACGUGCACUGCUUCCCCCUCCCACGGCCCUAAUUUUUUUCUUCCUUUUUCUGAGUGUGUAAAGGUCAGGAAUGGAGAUGGCCAAAGGGGUCUCUGGGGGAACUGGGAGUCCCUUUUUGCAAGAAGGCACCUGUGCUGGUGGCGGCUCAGGGCUUACCCAGCGCCAAAGUCCCGUCGCCCCAUCUCCUCAUCCCUUACCUGGCGGAACUCAGUCGCAGUCCACCGCAUCAUUCAGUAGGGAAGGCAGAGAAAGCAGUGAGAUUCAGGUGUCCAUAAUUCUGCCAGUUUACAAUGCUGAGUGCUGGCUGGAUGAAUGCCUGAAGUCUGUUCUGGAGCAAGACUUCCAAGGUUCCAUGGAACUAUCUGUUUUUAACGAUGCUAGUAUGGACAAUUCAGGAAAUAUAUUAAAAACGUGGAAGGUUCUAUUGGAAGAAGCAGGCAUUCAGAUGGUACUUGGAGAAAAUGAUUCAUCUCAGCCACGAGGAGUGGGCUUUGCUAAAAAUCAUGCAAUAGAUCAGAGCUCGGGGACUUAUCUGUGCUUUUUGGAUUCUGAUGAUGUGAUGAUGCCCCAGAGAAUAAGACUGCAGUGGGAAGCUGCUAUUCAGCAUCCAGAAAGUAUUAUAGGUUGUCAAAUUGAGAGAGAGCCAGCAGAGGCAACUGAGCGAUACACUCGAUGGAUCAAUAAUCUAACCUGUGAGCAGCUUCUUACUCAGCUGCAAAGAAUUCAAGGCCAACUUCAAGAUACAAUGAAUUUUAAGACUGCAGGGGGUUUGUUCUGUUUUGUGAUACAGUUUUCUGGUAAACGGUCACACUGCUUCAUUCCUAUUCCAGUGGCAGUUAAGGACUAAAAUAGAGCGGUUUGUAUUAACACAGAGUUCCAUGCUUGGGUUUGGCCACAUUCAUGCGCUGUACUUAUUGUGAGGUAGAUUAAUUAAGAUUUUGUUUGUGGCAUAGGCACCAAGCCAGUUACUGUACGCUAUGUAACAAAUACGGAAAUACACAAAGGGAUUUCCUCUCUUUAGUCCACCUGCCACAAAGCAAAUAUCACUUUGUGUGUCUUUUUAUUAUGUCUUUUUGUGGCGUGUCUUUUACAGUACAAAAUAAUUACGGGGCAUAAUACCUGGGUAGAUUUACGCUUGCAGAAGUAGUUUAGGCUAACAAUGGAAUAGUAAACUUUUAAUCCCUUUAGAAAGUUUUGACUCUGCUUUUUGGAAGGAGCUGAGCCAAUAAAAACAGAGAGCAGCGUUGUGUGACAACUGGAGUCUAGCUCUAGGAAGAGAGAAGAUAAAGCUUUAAACUCAGUCUCCUAAUUCCUGCUUUUGGCUCACAACUAGGAGCUUUUCCAUUUCUCUGUCUCACCAUUGUGCUUUGUUAAACUUACCAAAUCAAUGCCACUUCCCUCAAAUUUAUGGAUUUCUAAGUUCCAGCUUCCCUUAUAUUGUCAUAUUAAAACAUCAAGCAACAUUGCAGUUUUCCUUCAAGUUACGAUUUUUCAACAUCUUCCCCCUGUUAGGAUUGGUUUCUCAUAUGUUUAUGUGCC
Lacerta agilis (Sand lizard) is the source of this 1582-nucleotide messenger RNA. RefSeq names its product UDP-GlcNAc:betaGal beta-1,3-N-acetylglucosaminyltransferase-like protein 1. The record is from RefSeq and is a predicted model, not a curated record. The coding region runs from base 114 to 890 and encodes 258 amino acids. The transcript has 7 exons. Lineage: Eukaryota; Metazoa; Chordata; Lepidosauria; Squamata; Lacertidae.